Molecule: messenger RNA, 1463 nt
Organism: Cinara cedri
Lineage: Eukaryota; Metazoa; Arthropoda; Insecta; Hemiptera; Aphididae
Source: the annotation of a GenBank genome assembly
AGCGCAAAGGCAUUAGUAUCCAGCACAAUUGGUAAAAACUGUGGAGGCAACGCUGAACUUACACAAGUGGGUUGUGAUAGUAAUGUAGUGAUAGCAGACAUUUUAAAGAAACUACAAUUGACGCGAGAAUGCUAGUUGAUAAUGAAACUAAUUUAAUAAUCAAUGCCAUAGAGGAAUUUGGUGGUGAAGCAAGAUUUGUUGGUGGGUGUGUAAGAGAUUCAAUUCUAAAAAGAAAUGUUCAUGAUAUCGACUUAGCCACAAAUUUACUUCCAGGUCAGACAAUCAAGGCACUGGAACUGUAUGGUAUAAAAACCAUUCCAACUGGGUUAAAACAUGGCACAAUCACUGCAGUUUUAAACCAAAAAUCCUUUGAAAUCACGACGCUAAGAUAUGACGUCAAGUCUGAUGGUAGACAUGCAGAAGUAGAAUUUACCGAUGAUUGGCAAGCAGAUGCUUCAAGACGCGAUUUUACAUUCAACGCUUUAUAUGCAGACAGACAUGGUCAUAUAUAUGACUACUUUUGUGGUAUCAAGGACCUAGAAGCACGAAGAUUGAAUUUUAUAGGUAAUGCAGAGGAUAGAAUUAAAGAAGACUAUUUACGUAUUUUAAGAGCAUUUCGGUUUCAUGCAAAAAUAUGUGUGGGAGAGUUAAGUAAUGCAAUAUUAGAAGUAUGCAAAAAACAUUCACACAUGAUUCAAAGCCUUUCCGGAGAAAGAAUAAGAGAUGAAAUAUUUAAAUUACUGGAAUGUGAUAAUCCUUUCCCUACUCUGGAAAGCAUGCAAAAAUUUGAUAUUUUAUAUGAAAUUAUUCCACAAAAAGUAAAUUGUUGCAUUCUGUCUUCAGAACUUCUUACUAAUACUGAUGCACUAGUAAAAUUAGCAUUACUCCUUAGAACCACUAGACCUCUUUCGAAAUCGAUUUAUGGUAAGAAAUUUUUAGGAGAAGUGCAAGCGAGCAUCGCAGAAUACGUGGAUGUAUUUGAGGAGCGUAGCUCAGCUUCGAUAACAAAAUUGCCAUCAGAAAUUGAGUUUCGAAAGAGGUCUACUGAAGAUGACAAUCUUGGAGAAUAUAUAAGUAAAUUUCUACGUCUCUCAAAAAAACAAGAAAGGAGACUGUUAUUUCUACUAACUAAUAAUAUUUCAACUGAACUUUCGGAAAAAGAACAAAAAAAGUAUAUAUCUUUAUACGGUAGAGAAUUAUAUCGUGAUUUAGUAAGAAUAUGUGGAGUUGAAUCUGCUAAGAAUAUAAACACAACCAAACGAUAUAUUGCUUUUGCUUGUACCUUCACCACUCCCAAAUUUCCUUUAUCUGGAUAUGACUUAAUAAGUCUUGGCUACCAACCAGGAAAAAGCUUGGGUGAAAACCUGGGGCUAAUAAAAAAACACUGGGAAGAUAGCUCCUAUGCUCUAACGAAAGAUGAGCUAAUGCUUUAUGCUAAGAAUUUCAUAAGCGUUCACAGAUAA